CUGUGGGCGAGGAAGAGGAGGCAGAAGGGUGCGCAUGUUGAAAAAAAAAAACGGACUGCGCACUUUCCUUGCUGGCUUUCACAUCGACGCAUCUGAAAACAUCCUGUUAGCGGAGCGAUGCUCGAUGCUGCAGCGAGGAGCGCUUUAUCCGGAGGACCGUGGCGGUGCCGUGCGUGGUGGUGGUUUUGCUUUUUUACGCAGCUCUCCAGCCUCCUCGUCCUCAUAUCAAACGGCGUCACAUGCAGUUUAGAGGCACUUUAACGCUUCACAUACGAUGUGUUUGGACCAGCAGCACCGGAGGCCAGCAUGCCCGGAUCAGAGGACGGUUUUAUAACGCCUGCGACUCUUAUUUAGCACAUUUUGGCACUUAACAUAGCCUACAUUUAAAGACUCCAGGCCAUGGCUGAUGAGGGCAGCCUGUCCCGGCAGGUCAGGAGUGUGGAGAGGAGCGUGGUGUUCCUCGGGCAGGAGCAUCUCACUUUACUCCACGGCCUCCACCUGGAGAUCCUCUCCCUGCAGAAACGAUGCUCAGAGUUGACAAGUGAUCUAAAGGUGAAGCCUCCAGGCAGGAGCCAGAUAGAGUUACAGGAGGAGGAGGAGCUGCUGGAGGCCAGCUGUUGGGACCUGGAGAGUCGUCUGACCGAGCAGGAGUGCACCUUAGGAGAGCUUCGUAAGGAGCUGACUCACAAAGGGGCCUUGGUGGGAGCCCUCAGAGCCAACCUCAAGGAGAAGGAGCGCCAUUUCCUGGAAGAGCUCAAACGCCGCAGCCACUGUUCCACCAUUCUCAACACGGAGCUGCAGAAACAAACGGAGGCAGCGGCGUACCUCUCCUUCCAGCUGCACGCUGCCAGGCAGAAACUGCACCACCAGCGGAUGCAGCAGAGGCAGGGACUCCUCGCCCGAGCCAACAGUCAGGGGGCCCAGUAUGGCGCCGAGCAGAACACCGUUUCUCCACUGAUGCCGUUAGGAGCCUCCCCUUCCUCUCCUGUUGUUAAACCCAAGCGUAAGAGUGCAAGGGCGGCUUCGAGAGUGGAGCGAGCCCGCGAGUGUGUGCCCAUAGAGAAGGUCACGGGCCCCGCGGAGCCCACGGCCAUGCCUGACCCCGCACUCUUCCUCCACCCUCGCAGGCACAGGGCUCGCUCCAGGCACGCUGCGGCACAAAGACAACCUCCGCUGGGGCUGGAGAAGGAGGAGGAGGAGGAAGGAGGUGGAGAGGGGCCAGUAGAGCUCCAGGGGGAAGCUGCCAGACUGGUGUCCUCAGCUGCGGCGCCCCCUGCUGCUGAGACCAAGGCAGAUUAGCUGUGACCUGCACUUUGAACUGCAGUUUGAUCACUGUAUAAUUAUCUUCUGUCUGACUGUUAAUGCUGUUAACUGUUGUUCUGCACCUUGACUGAAUUGAUACUGAGACUGAUUUUAGCUAUUGAAUUAUAUUACACUUAUCAUAGACACUUUUUUUAAUAUGGACUUUGAUAUAACCUUAAAUAAGUUUGCAAAGCAAAACUCAGUAAGUGUCACUUUGAGUCAGUCUUAAAUGAAGUUAGAUGAAUUAUCUGUUUACACUGGUGUCACAUAAUCAAUGUCCUGUGGGGCCUUAUUUCAAAGCAACCCCAUUUUUUUGAUCUAUAUUGGUGGUAGCAGCCGUUUUAGACGGACUACAAGCCCAACCAACUGUGAGCUUUCAAGGCCGACCAUAAAUCAACCCUGUGACCAAACGUUUGUGUGGCCCCUGACUAAGUUACAGCUGAAAAUAUCCGAAGCGGUCGUCUGUGUGAGUCCUCAGAGUGAAAGAAUGUUGACUGGAAGCAGUUUGUUCCCGUUACUUUCUGAAAAAAUACAAAAAAUAACCACCAAUGAGAACCAGUCAUUUCCAAUCAAACUGAAAAAUACUGUCGAUCACACCUAUUUAUACCUUAAACAAAACAAAUAUUCAUAGAGGGGAAGUCCCUCCUCUUCAGGUGUGACAGAUGGGAUUUCAUUGCAGAAAAACAUUUGCACACUAGUGAACGGAGAGAGACAAAUACGUUUUUGAUCCCACUUGAAUUGUGCCAGGAAUUAUUCAUUCAUUCAUUACACAAACUCAGUUCACUGGGGCUGGGACCAGCUGAAAUUGGGCGAGAGGUAGGCUACACCCUGGACAUGCUCUCAUUCACUCCUACGGACAAUUUAGAGUCACCAAUUAAACCUAAGCUGCUUGUCUUUGGUAUGUGGGAGGGACUUUGCAUCCAAUUUGUAAUUGGCCAGAAGUUGUAUGAAAAUAAUUAAUCAGGACACGUAUUUCCAGUGUUGUGUCGUUAUCCUCCAUCAAUUUGUUUCUCCAUCCUCACCUCCAAAUAGUUAUAGUUUUGUAUUUUUCAUUAGUUUCACUUAUUAUACCCUUUUAAUUUUUUAUUUUCAAUUCAGUUUAAUUUCAGAGUGGGUUUGCUCAUUACGGUUUCAUUUAUUUAGGUUAAAUAUUUAGUUUUAUUAGUUCCAGUAAUGGUUUUCUUUUAUAAUGAUGCUUUUUAAAAAAUAUUAUGAUGGGGUGUUUUUGUCAGGGGCAAGAUUUAAGAAGUUCAGAAUAGUUACUACAACCAUUUAUAUUAGAUUUUUAGUUUAGUUUUAUUUGACUAUAAUAACCUAGCUCUGCCUUCAGUUGAAACUGUUUAAAAUCCGUGUGAAAGAGAUCAACUGCAGGUAAAUGUAGCAACAAUAAUUGUGCUUAAAAAAAACAGGUAAAGAAACAGUCUUUUCUUACACUCUUUUACUGCUUUGUUCUGUAUUACACAUUAAUUAAUUAAUGCAUUCAUUUUUAUACCAUCAUACAGAGUAGUGAUGACACUAAUAUCCUGUUUAAGAUAAUAAAGAGACAUACACAAUUCGACAAACAGGGUUUCUUCCCCCUCAAAUCUAACAUUAGUUUUUUUCAUCAGUGUCCUAGGUGGAGGACACAUCAGUAUAUUGUAUAUAUAUUUUAAAGACACAAAUGGAGACACGUGUGUGCUUCAGUUUCUCAGUAGUGACUGCUUUGUAUAAACAGGUGAUGAGUUGUGACUCGUUGGAUCAUGUGUUUCACUGUGGUGUGUUUGUGUACCAAACACCUACAGGACUACUGCUUCAGCUGCUUGUGUUUGAGGUUGUUGGUGUUUGUUUUCACCUCAGGAAAAACAGACAAAUGGGAACCGGACUGGAAGUUUAACUGUGUUUUUUUCAACAGAAGUCUGAUUUAUUUGACCUGAUGUCAGAGUGUUUCUUUUCCGCUUUAAAACAAAUUCCCAAAGUAGCUGUGUCAACAUGCACACUGAGACAGUGACUGUGUACUGUAAAUGACAAGAGGGCAGGCUCAGCAGAAACCUGACUGUGUGUGUGUGUGUGUGUGUGUGUGUGUUCUGAGUGUGUGUGUGGGUGUUAUCUGCUGUUAUAAAAAAAACGUGCGCAUGGUGGCCCCUAGUGUAACAAUGAGAAAAUGGCAACUUGGGGGGAAAAGCAGUAUAAGAAAGAUUGAAUCAACACUUUAAUUGCUUGAGUGUUGUCCAUUCAGUCCCCUCCUGUAGUUGCUGCCUUAUAAUCGAGGAGCUGUAGAUAGAAGACAUGCAGUGUGUAUACAAAGAAGCAGGAUGUAGAACAAAGUGUGGAAACUUAAAGGAACAGUUCACCCAGAAAAACACAUUUUUUCUUUUAACUGUAGAUCAAUUUGUAAAUCUGGAUCAUUUUCAGUGGUGGAAGAAUUCAGAUCCCUUACUGAAACAAAAGUACUAAUACAACACUGUGAAAUGACUCUACUACAAGUAAAAGUCCUGCAUUCAAAACUUAAGUAAAAGUAUCAGAAUCAAAAAAGUACUAUUAAAAGUAGAAGAACUCAUUGCAGAAUGGCCCACUCCGAUUGUUAUAUAAAUUCGAUAUUUGGAUUAUUAUUCUAGAUAUUGAUUAUUUUACUAUUGUCAAGGUUUUAUGAGGUUUAUUUAUGAACAUGCAUACACAUUUUAAAUUGAUAUUAUGUUAUUCAUGUUAAAUCUUGACCAAAAUGUAACUAAAGCUGUCAGCUAAAUGUAUCGGAGUAAAAAGUACAAUAUUUGCCUCUAAAAUGUAGUGGAGUAGAACUAUAAAGUGGCAUAUUGUCACCUUCCUAAAAUAAUGGCCUAUGAUAUUUUGUUCCUAAAUCAUCUCCUCAUGAUGCUGACCACCUCUGGUAAAAUCGCCGGAAAAACCUCAAAAAAUAACGUGGGUCAUUAUUAUAAGAGGGUGUCGAUAUGUAGAAAUACUCAAGUAAAGUAUUUGAGUAAAUGUACUAAGUUACAUUCCACCACUGAUAUUUUUGGUGUGUGUUGCUGACUGUUUGAGGUCUGCCUUCUCUGGAAUAAACUGUGUUAGGAUUUCUGGAAAAAGGCAUUUCUUGUCAAAUUUAUUCUAUUCUAUAGCCACAGAGAUCAAUUAUAUUACAGAGAAGGCAGCCACCUCACACAUAAUAAUAAUUAGAUUGGUAAAUGGCACUUCAGGUAAAUGGAAAAAUAUGUAUUUAAUUUUGGGGUGAACCAUCCUUUUGGAGACAUUUCUAUUUCAAGUAUUGUGUCUGUUAGUUUCAGAAACACUUUUAUAAGACUCUUUGGGGUUUACUGUGUGUAGUGUGACACCUCAGUUAUUUUUGAUUCAAUCUUGUGUUGAUUUAUACUUGAUGACUGAACUGAACUGAGCAUCUCUCUGAAAUGAGCCUUCUUGUAAGACUGAAUUUAAAUGUGAUUAGUUGCUGCGAGGCUUUUCUCGCCCUCUGCAGCUGGAGUUUAGCAUUAUGUUUUAGCAGUAUAUCCUCAAUAAAGCAAUAUAUCAAUAUAUUUAUAUAUCAUUAGAAGGUCACGUCAGUCGGUUUAAGGACACUUAAAAGGUGUUUAAAUAGAUUUUAUGAUUGUUUAACUUUGUAAUCGUUGAGCUCGGUAUGUUUAAUUAAUAUUUUUCUGAAUUGUUGUUUCUGUUGAUUGUCACUAACUCUUUACAUGAUUUAUUAUGUUGUUAUCUUUUAGGAGGCAUAUAAAGUGAGGAAUCGUUGCUGUGUGUGUAGCAGCAUUAAACAAACGGGCAUAUUAUUAUGCCAUACGAGACUGUCUGUCUGGAUGAAAUGAACUAAACUUGUCUUUUUUUUUUUUAAGCAAAAAAUGCAAAUGUGACAAGGGUUUUUCAUAUUCACUUCUCAGCUGGUAAGCCAUUAGCAUGACUCUGUGCACUAUUCUAACUCAAGUUUUACGAGACAGCAGGGGAUAAAACUACACGUCAGUUUUUUUUCUCCAACAGGAAUCCUGAAACUUUAGACUGUUAGACUUCAUGUCAUCCAAAUGAAGCGGCAGGUAGAUUAAACUCUCCAUCCACCUCUCAUAUUAAUAACUUAACAUCAUGCAUAUUCACCGUUUAGAUGAUCUUUACUUUGGUAUUAUGUCACAACUUGGAUAAGUCAUUUAAAUACAGGUUGCUGCUUGCUGCUGCAGAGACUGUUGACUUGUUUGUCUGCUUUGAGGGAAAAUGCUAAUGAGCCAAAGAGGCCGACCACUAAAAUUAACAUGAAGACGAACCUUGCCUUAAUCAAGAUGUCUUUUCAUGAAUAUUUAAGCUAAAGAGAGUAAAUCUUCACCGCCUGAUUUGCUUUUUCUACUUUUCACACAUCUCGCAGCAUAGCAUAAAUAACUUACCCACAGAGAAUGUCUUCCAUUUUUCUUUAUAAUAAUCCUCGUAGUAAUAAUGAUAACAAAUGUCAGCAGCUUCCUGUCUAGGCCUCGUCCUGGUUGAGGUCCAAUCAGUUUUAUUUUCCACCUUAGAUGAACCUUUAAGUGGACUGACUGUACGUGGCACCAUCUUGUUCGACAUGUUAUGUGGUCUCUAGCAAUAAUGCGGUGUGGUACCCAACAUGAUGCUCUGGGUUGUUGUGUGGUUUUGUCCUCGGGGUGAGCAGAAACUGUUGACUAAUUACCGCAUAUACUGUGUUAGCUUCCUUAUAGUGAUCUACUGUACACAUAAUUGGAAUAAAAUGAAGGAUUGUCUAGUC
Centropristis striata (black sea bass) is the source of this 6004-nucleotide messenger RNA. RefSeq names its product coiled-coil domain containing 92Ba (gene ccdc92ba). The transcript has 4 exons. NCBI's taxonomy places the organism in Eukaryota, Metazoa, Chordata, Actinopteri, Perciformes, Serranidae. The record is from RefSeq and is a predicted model, not a curated record. Bases 400 to 1299 code for a protein of 299 amino acids.